Messenger RNA from Trichomycterus rosablanca, 6462 nucleotides. It is a transcript of the gene hip1, whose product is annotated as huntingtin interacting protein 1. Gene Ontology annotation, cellular component: actin cortical patch; clathrin-coated vesicle; presynapse. NCBI's taxonomy places the organism in Eukaryota, Metazoa, Chordata, Actinopteri, Siluriformes, Trichomycteridae. Gene Ontology annotation, molecular function: clathrin-cargo adaptor activity; actin filament binding; phosphatidylinositol-3,4-bisphosphate binding. Gene Ontology annotation, biological process: endocytosis; actin filament organization; clathrin coat assembly. Bases 75 to 3221 code for a protein of 1048 amino acids. The record is from RefSeq and is a predicted model, not a curated record. The transcript has 31 exons.
AGCUCACACCGUUAUUCUCGGUUGUGUUUUUGAUCGCGCAUUUUCAGUAUUAAUAUUUUGAAUGAAAUUUUGAAAUGGAUCGAGUGAAGAGCUCCAUGCAGCAAGUUCCGAACCCCAUUCCAAAAGUACUGAGCCGCCGCGCUGGAGCUGCCAACAGUUUGGAAAUGGAGAGAGAAAACUUCGAGCGCACUCAGGCCGUGAGCAUCAACAAGGCGAUCAACACACAGGAGGUUGCCGUCAAGGAGAAGCACGCCAGGACCUGUAUUCUUGGCACUCACCACGAGAAGGGCGCUCACACAUUUUGGGCAGCUGUCAACCGACUGCCACUUUCCAGCAAUGCCGUGCUUUGCUGGAAAUUCUGCCACGUCUUCCACAAACUUCUGAGGGACGGCCAUCCAAACGUUAUAAAAGACUCCGUGCGAAACAAAGCAGACCUGAACGACAUGGGCAGGAUGUGGGGCCACCUGAGUGAAGGCUAUGGGAAGCUUUGCAGCAUCUACCUCAAACUGCUCAUCACCAAAAUGGAGUUUCACGUCAAAAAUCCUCGUUUCCCUGGAAACCUUCAGAUGUCAAACAGACAGCUGGAAGAGGCGGGUGAAAAUGACGUCAAUAACUUCUUCCAGUUGACAGUAGAGAUGUUCGACUACCUGGAGUGUGAGCUGAAUCUGUUUCUUGCUGUGUUCAGCUCAUUGGACAUGUCCCGCUCCGUGUCUGUGACUGCAGCCGGUCAGUGUCGUCUGGCUCCUCUUAUUCAAGUCAUUCUGGACUCCAGUCAUCUGUACGACUACACAGUCAAGCUGCUCUUCAAACUGCAUUCCUGUCUUCCAGCCGACACACUGCAGGGACACAGGGAUCGCUUCAAUGAACAGUUUAAAAAGCUGAAAAGUUUGUUCUAUCGCUCCAGUAACCUGCAGUAUUUCAAAAGGCUCAUCCAGAUUCCACAGCUUCCUGAGAAUCCACCAAACUUUCUGCGGGCCUCGGCACUGUCUGAGCACAUCAGUCCAGUGGUGGUGAUCCCUGCAGAGGCCUCAUCCCCUGAGAGCGAGCACAUGGUGGAGACCGAGGAUCUCGUAGACACAGACAUCCCACCUCUGCCGACUGCAGUGGAGAGCAGGUUUGAUGACCUCUUUGGCACCUCAGCUGCCACAGACCCCUUCAACUUCAACAGUCAGAACGGCAUGCGCAAGGACGACAAGGACCGACUCAUAGAGCAGUUGACGGCGGAGCUCCAGGCACUGAAAGAAGAGCUUGAGACCUUCAGGCUGGAGAGCGGCCGUCUGUGCCAGGCACUGCGGGGUCGCGUCAAUGAGCUGGAAGCAGAGCUGGCUGAACAGAGCCAUCUGAAACAACAGGCGCUGGGCGAAUGCGAGUUCCUGAGGGCAGAGCUGGACGACCUGCGUAGGGUCCAAGAAGAUACAGAGAAGGAGCAGCGGAGCUUGACUGAGAUUGAAAAAAAGGCCCAGGCCAAUGAGCAGCGCUACACUAAGCUAAAGGAGAAGUACACUGAGCUGGUCCAGAACCAUGCUGAUCUACUAAGGAAGAAUGCAGAGGUGACUCGGCAGAUGACUGUGGCCCGUGCAGCUCAGGAUGAGGUGGAGAACGUGAGGAAAGAGGUGGAGGAGAGGGUGAAGGCAGCUCAGGAGGUCACCAGCAAACAGGAGAAAUCCCAAACAGAGCUGCUUCACGCCCUGCAAGCUGACCUAACGACCAGCAGAACAGAACUAGAAACUCUCAAAACCACCAUGGCCUCCUCCCAAAAGUCGAGUGAGGAUCUCAGUUCUCAGCUGACUGCUCUGGAGGCCGAGAAGGCCGGGCUUGCCGGGACUGCGUCUCAGAAGGAGGCGGAACUGGCAGGCCUUGGGGAGGAAUUAGAGCGUCUGCAGAGAAGUCUAGCUACUGAGAGGGAGAGCGGCGUGAAGGCUGCGGAAGCCUUACAGAACCAGCUCAAUGAGAAGGAGAGUCGUGAGCAGGCACUGGAGAGCGAGCUCGUGGCUUUGCGCUGGGCCACAGUGAGGGCAGCUAUUGAGGAGGGAGAGAGGAUUGUCCAGGACAGCCUGGCUCAGUUGGAUGAGCCAGCACACAUCAGCUGCACCAGCUCAGCCGAUUACCUGAUUUCCAGAUGCCAGGCCACUUUAGAGUGUGUGGACAGACUGCAGUUAGCUAGGGAUCGCUUUGUAACUGAUAACGCAGACGUGGCAGAGCUGGUGAGGGCCGUGGCUCAGUUGGUCCACCUGGUGGGUGAUACCAUUGUUCAAGGCAGUGCCACCGCCCACAUGGUGCCAGUGGAACAAUCUGAUGCGCUUGCAUCGUGUGUGAAGGUUGCUGGCACUGAGGCGCUGGCACUUCUAUCUCAGCUAAAGGAACAGGACACGCUGGGCACCGCAGGCAGCAGUGGGCUCAGAGCAGCUCUGGAGAAUGUGCUGAACACAGCAGAGAAGCUGCGGCCGCGCGGUUUGGAGCUGCAGCAGGGGGAGCUGGGAGAUUUGGUGGAGCAGGAGAUGGCUGGCACCUCAGCAGCUGUUGAAUCUGCUGUGGCCCGAAUAGAGGAAAUGCUCAACAAGUCAAGAGCGGUUGACUCGGGUGUCAAAAUGGAAGUGAAUGAAAGGAUUUUGGCCUCCUGCACUGAUCUCAUGCAGGCUAUUAAAGUGCUAGUGCUGGCCUCCAAGGACCUGCAGCAUGAUAUUGUGGAGGGUGGCAGGGGUGCAGCAACUAUAAAAGAAUUCUACGUUAAGAACUCCCGCUGGACCGAAGGUCUCAUCUCAGCCUCGAAGGCGGUGGGCUGGGGUGCCACUGUGAUGGUGGAUGCAGCUGAUCUGGUGGUGCAGGGUAAAGGAAAAUUCGAGGAGCUGAUGGUGUGCUCCCACGAGAUAGCAGCCAGCACAGCACAGCUUGUAGCAGCAUCAAAGGUAAAAGCGGACAAAGACAGUCCCAACUUGGCUCGUCUACAGCAGGCAUCUAGGGGUGUCACCCAAGCAACUGCAGGCGUUGUGGCGUCAACCAAGUCGGGCAAGUCCCAAAUUGAAGAGACUAACACUAUGGAUUUCUCCAGCAUGACGCUCACACAGAUCAAGAGGAAAGAAAUGGACUCGCAGGUGCGAGUACUGGAGUUGGAGACCCAGCUUCAGAAGGAGCGUGAGCAUCUGGGCGAGCUGAGGAAGAAGCACUACGAGCUGGCCGGUGUGGCUGAAGGCUGGGGCGAGGAAUAUGAGGGAACUGGCUGAGGCUCCUAUUGAUGCAGUAGCCCAGACUGGGCUUGCUUUUGCUUUCCGGCACUCACUCUAUUCCUUCUCAUUCUCAACACCUCUCCCACCUCCCUCUUCAUCCCUUAUUCCAUCUUCUUUUCUAAAUCACAAAUGAAAAGCCAAAUCACAAGGUGCUUUUUUAACCCUUUUCCUGCCAUGCCUGUGGAGUACAGAGCCGCCCAGCAGGAGUGAAAGAGGACUUUGAUGAAAUCGGAAGCCUGGUUGGAACAUUCCCCAGUGGACAGACCCAGAACUGCAGUCUCGCUGACAUGUCGGCUUUCUCGAGUUUUGUUGCCCCUCCACUUCCUCCACUUCCUGCUCCCCAAGGGUUACACGAGGUGCUUUAAUGCUUCAGCACAAUUUUCAGUCGAGACAUCCUGAAAUUCAUCACACAGGAAUUAUUGACACUGUGCUGUGAACUUCCGGGCCUGUCGGCCUCUUCCUGAGCAGCAGCAGUGUGUGACUUCCAGAACUCAUUCCUCACUCUGUGGACAAAUGGGGAAGCUAAACAGGACUUUUAACACCCACACACAGACACACACACACACACACACACACACACACACACACACACACACACAAACACAUACAGGCUUCUGACGUAAAGCCAGCCUUCUUAAAACUUCCACCUCCCUACCAUAUAACACCUCCCACAGCGGCCUUGCUCUGGACUCUGAGAUAACAGAGAGUGUACGGCCAAUGAGCAAUUACUGUUUUGAAACCAUUACUUUAACGACUUUGACUGAUCUAAACUUUAUGGCCAAAAGUAUGUAGACACCUGACCAUAAGCUUGUCGGAUGUCUAAUUUUAAACUAUGAGCAUUCUUAUUAAGUCAAAACCCCCUCUGCCCUUGCAGCUUUAACAGCCUUGACUCUUUUGGGAAGUCUUUUCACAAGAUUUUGGAGUGUCUAAGAAUUUGGACAUUGAUUUGGUCAAAAAGCAUUUGUAAGAUUUGCAAUAGACAUUCCAGUUCAUCUCAAAGGUGCUUAAUGGGGUUGUUGAGGUCAGGGCUCUGUGCAGGCCACUAGAGGUCCUUCACCAAGUUCAUCAGGUUUAAAGCAAAUAUUCAUCCUCAUCAACAAUGGCUGUAACAAACACAAACUCAGUAAUUAACAGGGGUGUCUAUACUUUUGGCCACCGUGUAGCUAAAGUUUUACUUGAUUACUCUCUGUAUACGUACGUACAGUUUCAGUGUUUAUUCUUCCACUUUUUUAAUGGCUAGUUUUGAAUAAGAUGUCCUGACCUGUAGCUUCUUAAAGGUAUCACUACUACACUUUGAACUGUUUUAAUGGAUGACGUUUUUUGUGUACACAUCUAAAAGGAACCGACUGUUUUCGUGUUUUGCUGCUGCAAACCGUUGACUUUUCAACCUACUUUUCAAGCUCAGUUCUUCUCAACACAAAGUGACUGUUCAGACACAACACAAAGUGCACUAAUCAGAAGCCUCGGUCCACAUCCAAAUCAAGUGCUGUUAAUAGUGUUAUUAAUAGUGUGUCUGUUGACUUGUGUUUUCUACUUCCGGUCCAUGUCUCCAGGUCAUCAGCACACGAGUGACAAAAAAAAUUCUGCGUGCCUUUUAAAAGAGAAAUGCUUCAGAAGUUCGGUUGCCCGAGAGUGAAAUCCAGGGUUAGAAGGUUAGGUUUACCAGUACUGUCCGGAGUUUGUGUCUUUCACACGUAGGUUUUUACACAGAUCCCACACAGGGUGGUUUUGGAGAGCUUUACAUUUACACUCGAGUUCCUCGAUCAGCCGUGUCAGUGCCACUUUGUUGAAGCGAUUUGCUUAAACUCUAUGAUAUUACAGUACUUCUAUUUACAGUAAUAGAUUAAUGAAUUAAAGGGUCGCCAUGAGCCACCAGAACAUCUUUAUUGCACCUUGGCUUAUUUUCUAUAAGUUCCUAAAGCCUUACUGAGGUCUAAAGGACCAUUCCUGUAAAAGAUGUCCUCAGUUGAUGAUAAUGGUUGAGAGAUUUGUCAAACACUUUUGUUCAAAAGCUUCUAAAGUUUCAUUUUGUUGAGAUCUGGCAACUACAAAGAUCAUCACCCUGGUUAAUAACGAUAUGGAUACUUGGCCAUAAGCUUGUUGGACAAUUCAUUCCAAACCAAGAGCAUCAAUAUGGAUUUACAUCUCCCUUCAGUGUUUUUAUGUCUAUAACAGACAUUUGGAAGGUCACGCGCUGAAUCCAAUUAAUUUCAAAGGUGUUCAGUUGGGUUUGAGGUCAGGACUCUGUGCUGGCUACUGGAGUUCUGUCACACCAAACUUAAUGAACAUGCUUUAUGCACAAAGGCACAAAAUUGGAAGCAUUUUUUAUAACGUAUGUGUUAAACCUGUAAGCAAUUGGGUUUGGCUAAAGCCCUGAACCUUUAAAAAAUGUCUUGGCCAUAUGGUGUACCGUUUGUACUGAUGUAUUGAUAUUUUUCUUCAUUGAUACAUGCUGAAUGUCACUGACCAGUUGAGGUUUUGUGAUCAAAGCUACUGCCAUUUGGGACCAACAACCUCUGUCGAAUUUACUUAAGAGUUUUUACUUUCUGUUGUGUGAAAGAGGUUUUGAGAUGUGUUCACCCGGUUGAAUAAUUUAUUGAUUGACACAUUUUGGAGCUUCCAGUAUAAAGCUCUCCAGCUGUGAGCUUCUGAGAGAGAAUUCACAGAAAUCCCACUAAAGCAAUCUAGACCAUAGAGCCUUGUAGACCACCACUGUUUUGUGAGCACAGCCCAUAGUCGGGCCCCAAAAAUAAAUUGGCUUGAGCGGGGAGCAGCUACCUUGUAAAAGCCAAACAAGCAGAUAACACAAGUUUAUUAUAACUAAUGAUAAUCAGACUCGUGUGUACAUAUGCGAGUGAGCGUUCCGUUAGUACUUAUACCGGGAUGAACUGGCUGUGAGAGUGUUAGAUCGAGUUGAAAAAAGGCCCGUAAAUGUGUUCCUACGUCGUAACAGCUUUCUGAUUUUGUUGCACUGCUUCAGCUGUUUGGUAAAGUUGUGACACUGGGUAUUUAAUUUAAUCUGUUUGUCGUCACCGAACAUCUGUUUUCACGUCUCACCUCGCUGCUUUGGUUCAGGACUUGUAGUCUUACCAGCCUUUCAACUGCCUCUCACUUAGUCAGAGAAAAUAUAAAUACACAGUAAUAACUCAUUGUGGGAAAAAUUCUUUGUAUGACAAACUAAACCAUGAGUUUUUAUUUGUAUUUUUUCCCCAAUAAAUAUAGUAAUGUGUUGAACUCA